This is a messenger RNA of Octopus bimaculoides (California two-spot octopus), 977 nucleotides long. RefSeq names its product solute carrier family 12 member 1. The record is from RefSeq and is a predicted model, not a curated record. Gene Ontology annotation, molecular function: sodium:potassium:chloride symporter activity. Gene Ontology annotation, biological process: sodium ion homeostasis; sodium ion transmembrane transport; cell volume homeostasis. Gene Ontology annotation, cellular component: membrane. NCBI's taxonomy places the organism in Eukaryota, Metazoa, Mollusca, Cephalopoda, Octopoda, Octopodidae.
CCAUUCAUGAUGGAUUUGAUAUGCAGUUUGGUGUUGGUAUUCUUCGUGUUAAAGAAGGCUUUCAAUGUGACCCGAAUUUUGUGGACCCUCCACGGAAAGAAAUUGAAGAAGAACCUCCCGAAGAAGAGCCAGCUCCGCGACGUUACGAUGACGAUGACAUUGAGGAACCUACUACUCCAGAACGCCGUCCAAGUAUCUUUGACAGUACCCUGCUUCAGGCCAUGGAUGAUAUUAUAGCCACGCCGGACGUCAUCCAUGAGAGUAUUGUGAAGCCAGAUAACUUUUCUGAGGAAACCCUCAAAAUGAUGAACCGGUUCAAUGAAAAGCAGAAGAAGGGCACCAUUGAUGUUUGGUGGCUCUUUGAUGAUGGAGGUCUGACUCUGUUGAUUCCAUACUUGAUUUCCCUGGAAUCUAACUGGAAUAAAAACAAGUUACGGGUAUUUACUGCUGGGACCAAGAAGGGAGAACUGGAUCGUGAACAGCGACAACUUGCAACGUUGCUAAGCAAAUUCCGUAUAGAAUGCAAAGAUAUGACUGUGAUUCCAGAUGUUGGCAAGAUUCCGCGGAAAGAGAAGAGGCAAGAAUUUGACAAUCUUCUUGAAGGUUUCAUCUUGGAUGAAGAGAAAGGGGAAACUAAAGAGAAGUAUCCAUGGAAAACAACUCGUGACCAAUUGAAACUUCUUAAAGAUAAGACAAACCGACACAUACGAUUAAGGGAGUUAUUGUUGCAACACUCCUCUGAGGCCAGUUUAAUUGUUAUGACUUUACCAAUGCCCCGAAAAGGCACCUGUUCAUCUGGUCUCUACAUGGCCUGGAUAGAUACUCUCACAAGAGACAUGCCACCAAUUUUGUUGUUGAGAGGAAACCAGAAGAGUGUUUUAACUUUUUACUCCUAGAAGUUUGCAGUUUUUUUUUUUUUUUCCAAAUUAUAUAUUAAUAAUAUCAUUAUUAAUAUUAUUAUUAUUAUUAUUAUUAUU